Leucoraja erinaceus (little skate) is the source of this 1965-nucleotide messenger RNA. RefSeq names its product torsin-1A-interacting protein 2-like. The transcript is spliced from 14 exons. Gene Ontology annotation, cellular component: membrane. The coding region runs from base 16 to 1722 and encodes 568 amino acids. Gene Ontology annotation, biological process: membrane organization. Lineage: Eukaryota; Metazoa; Chordata; Chondrichthyes; Rajiformes; Rajidae. The record is from RefSeq and is a predicted model, not a curated record. Gene Ontology annotation, molecular function: ATPase activator activity.
AGGGACGGCGAGAAGAUGAGGCGGAGGUCAAAUCGAAAUAAAAGUGCGUAUCCCAAAGCCUUCCGAUCAAAAUGUUAUCAACAGCGUUCAAAUUCAUCAGAACCUUCCAAGAAGUCUCAGAAAGAACAAAGUCAAGCCCUAUCAAGCAAGGCGGACUUGCCCACAGAGGGCGAAAGAUCAGGCCAAAUACAUAGUCCAAUAAACAGUUCAUCUAUAGGAAAUGAAGGUGACCAGAUGGUAACACCACGCCCUUCGAUAAGGAAUGCAAGAAAAAGAAAUGUUGAUCGUGCACUUGGCUUGGAAUCAUCAGACCCUGAAAAGAAGUCUCGUAAAGAUGGAGCUGCAGCUGAGGUAUAUCCGCAGAUUAACAUGGACCAUCGCACUGAGGCUCUGGAAUCUCAAUCCAUCUCAGAAUCCGAGAAGAUGGACUGUUCAGAUGAUGUCAACCUUGAUGCAGUACCGUGUGAAGAUGGGAACCAAGCUGAAGAAAACGAAGUACAUGAGAAUCCUGCAGAUGAAGAUGUGAAUGCAGAAUCUGAGAUGGAGUUUGACAGAGUACAGAAUUGUUCGGGCUCAACACUCUUUACUGCUGAUGUUCACUGUCACCCAAGCACUGAGGACUGCACUGACUCAAAACAAAGUUCACACUCUAUUAGACUGAAUGCUUCUGUUGAUGCUGACCAACGCUUAAGUAACAUUGAACCCUGUAGUUUCACUGCUACAAAACAGACUUCACAGUUUCCCAGGCAAAAAGUUUCUGAUGGUGUUCACCAAUGCUCAAGCUACAGGGGGCACCGGAGUUUCAUCGAUACAAAACAAAGUUCACAGUUUUCCAGGCCGAAUGCUUUAGUGGUUAGUCACCAGCUUUUCAGUCACCAAGAACCCUCGCGUUGCAGGGAUAGAACACAAAGUUCACAGUUUAUUGGGCCAAAUGUUUCGGGAUCCAGGUUCCUUUUCUGGAAGCUUGCAAUUCCACUAAUGGCACUGAUAACAAUUUUGAGCAUAUUUGUGUGUUAUCAUUGGCCAUCUGAGACUACUGCUGAUCAACUGAUAAAUGAGAGAGAAGUUCAUCUCCUGAACAAUUGGAAAGAAAUCCAGAACAGGUUCCCAAAUCAACGUCAGGAACUGUGGGCACGCAGUAAAACUUUGUUGCUGAAGCAUGCAGCCACAGUAACACACACUCGGCCUGCAGUUCUUAUGUUUACUGCUGCUCAUGAUGCAAAGGAAACCUUGCGUUGUCUUGCACGUGGGAUGGCAGGAGCUUAUGCAUCAGUCUUCAAUUCCAGUGUGGUCGAAGUUGAUGCAUCUGAAAAGAAGUCGCUGAAUAGCGAUCAAGUGAAGUUAGACAUGGACAACCAGCUAUCGUCUGAGUUCCAAAAAGGAAGAAAAGCAGCAGUUAUUCAUCACUUUCACGAUUUGCCACCAGCUUCUUCGCUUCUGUUCUACAAAUACUGUGACCAUGAAAAUGCAGCCUUCAAGGACGUCCCAAUGUUGAUCACGGUAUCAUUGGACAAGUCAUCUUUGAACCCGGAUUUGUCUCUUCUCACCAUAGAGAAAAUGGUCCAAAACUUCCUGAAGAUGAAGUUCUGCUCUGAAACCCAGGGUGGACAUAAUGGUAUGGAUGCAGACAAACUGAGUGGCCUUUGGAGCCGCAUUGCCCAUGUGGUGCUGCCGGUGUCGCCAGAGAAAGAAAUCGAAGCUGAGGGUUGUCCACUUUUUUAAAAGAAAUGUGUUGCACUUGCAUUGCUAAAAAUGUCUGCAGGAUAUUUUAUAAAUAUUAUCAUUGCAAGAAUUGGAUCUGGUAUUUUCUAGGGUAGGUGGAGAAACUUUUUAAAUAAUAUAUUUUCAAGUUCUGCUGAUGAGAGUUCGUGUUGUGCUGUAAUUUUUUUUCUGUCCCUUUUAAUAUUAUUGGUCUCACUUUCUACCCCACUUUCCUGUUCCAUAAUAAAAUGUUUGUAGGAAUCU